AUGGCGAACGUGCCGAAGCGGCGGCGCCUCAGAAACCGCGGGGCUGGGACAGAGGAGGGGAACUGGGAGGUGAGGGUGCUGUCAGACCAACGUCGGCGACCCAGCCGACCCUCGGCGCCUCAGACGGCACUUCCGGGAAUGCCCUUCCUGGAGCCUCUUCUCUCUUCUCGCGAGAGAACGGCGCGGGACUCGUCCCGCCCCUUUCCUUCGUCCGCCCCCCGCCCAUCUCCAGAGGACCAUUCCGAGCCACGUGUGAGGGUACGCUCCGCCCACCUCCACAGGGCGGAGGCAAGGGGAGAUGCAUCCAGUGCUUCCGUUAAAUCCAAGAAGAGUCACGACAGACGUGGGGAGAGACAAUCAACAAGUAAAACAAACACCCGCAUCAACAACUCAAUUUCCUCUGCUUCCAGCAGUUAUGAUGGACAAUUGAAACCAAGUGUAAAAUCUUCACGCCAUGUUAAUAAAGCUGCUCGGGUUUCUGAUUCAAGGGAAAGAAGGGGUGAGUCGAAAACAAUUCUUAUUCCCAAAAUUGUUGUGACUCGAGCUUCCACCGAGACAGUUCAUAGUCUAUCACCAGAAGACGAUGUGCAAAAGACCAUAAAGGACCAGACUGACUACGGUCCCUACUACCGGCACAGGAGCCCCAGCACUGUGGAGGCAUACACUAAAAAUAAGCCUGACGGUCCAAAACAAAAACCAUUCCUGUAGUGAUCCUCUGAGAUGCCUUCUUUGGAAACUAGCUGAAACUUUUCUGCCUCUUCUCUGUCAAGUAACCUCCACCUCGCUUCUCCCAGUUCCACGGGCAGUUUGGAGGAGACCAGGAAUGACUCCUUAGAAAAUGAACUGGGAAGCUUUGUUAAAUAAACUCAAAUAAAUAAAUGAAUUUUGAAAAUUGA
Antechinus flavipes (yellow-footed antechinus) is the source of this 896-nucleotide messenger RNA. It is a transcript of the gene SPATA33, whose product is annotated as spermatogenesis associated 33. The transcript has 3 exons. Lineage: Eukaryota; Metazoa; Chordata; Mammalia; Dasyuromorphia; Dasyuridae. The record is from RefSeq and is a predicted model, not a curated record. The coding region runs from base 1 to 708 and encodes 235 amino acids. Gene Ontology annotation, cellular component: cytoplasm; nucleus.